Messenger RNA from Hyla sarda, 9357 nucleotides. RefSeq names its product pantothenate kinase 3 (gene PANK3). Gene Ontology annotation, cellular component: cytosol; nucleus. The record is from RefSeq and is a predicted model, not a curated record. The coding region runs from base 142 to 1389 and encodes 415 amino acids. The transcript has 7 exons. Lineage: Eukaryota; Metazoa; Chordata; Amphibia; Anura; Hylidae. Gene Ontology annotation, biological process: coenzyme A biosynthetic process. Gene Ontology annotation, molecular function: pantothenate kinase activity; ATP binding.
UUGUCCUAGGGAGUUGUAGUUCGCUGCCUUCGUAGCCGUUGGGCAAAAGAGCCGUAAACUACAUUUCCCGGCGAGCCCUUCUUCUCGCUGUGACGUCACGUCCGGGCGGGCCUUCCAUGACAGGAUGUUGUGAAUGUUAGCAUGACUGGAUCAGGAAGGCGGGGUCUGUGUGAUCGGAGGCAGGUAGAGCCGGAUGUGUUGGUGUUUUCUCGGUGCCCGGCUCACUGUCACUGUGCUUCUUGUACCUGCAGGGAGGACACCAUUCCGUGUACAGACAUGAAGAUCAAGGAUGCCAAGAAGCCGUCUUUCCCUUGGUUUGGUAUGGACAUUGGUGGAACCUUAGUGAAGCUGGCUUAUUUUGAGCCAAUUGACAUUACAGCAGAGGAGGAGCAAGAAGAAGUUGAGAGCUUAAAGAGCAUCCGUAAAUAUCUGACUUCAAAUGUAGCCUAUGGUUCUACAGGCAUUCGAGAUGUCCACUUGGAGCUGAAAAACCUGACUCUCUUUGGCAGGAAAGGAAACCUGCACUUCAUCCGAUUUCCCACACAAGACCUGCCAAGGUUUAUUCAGAUGGCAAGGGAUAAGAAUUUUUCAACAUUACAUACUGUUCUGUGCGCAACAGGCGGCGGUGCAUAUAAAUUUGAAGAAGAGUUUAGGACGAUCGGUAACUUGGAACUGCACAAGGUGGAUGAACUGGAUUCCCUUGUUAAAGGCUUAUUGUACAUAGACUCUGUCCGUUUUAAUGGCCAGGCUGAAUGCUAUUAUUAUGAGAAUGCUUCACACCCUGAACAGUGCCAGAAAAUCCCUUUUAAUCUUGAUGACCCUUAUCCUUUAUUGGUGGUGAACAUUGGUUCUGGAGUCAGCAUUCUUGCAGUCCAUUCCAAGGACAGCUAUAAAAGAGUAUGUGGUACAAGCCUAGGUGGAGGCACUUUCCUUGGUCUCUGCAGUUUACUGACAGGAUGUGAAAGCUUUGAAGAAGCUCUGGAAAUGGCAGCAACUGGUGACAGUACAAAUGCUGAUAAAUUAGUACGGGACAUAUAUGGAGGGGACUAUGAGAGAUUUGGACUUCCAGGAUGGGCAGUAGCUUCAAGUUUUGGAAACAUGAUUUACAAAGAUAAACGAGAAUCUGUUAGUAAAGAAGAUCUGGCCCGUGCUACAUUGGUGACCAUAACCAAUAAUAUUGGCUCAAUAGCCCGGAUGUGUGCUGUCAAUGAGAAAAUAAACAGAGUUAUAUUUGUUGGUAAUUUUCUCCGGGUAAAUACCCUUUCAAUGAAAUUGCUGGCAUAUGCAUUGGAUUACUGGUCGAAUGGUCAACUUAAAGCGCUCUUUCUGGAACAUGAGGGUUAUUUUGGUGCAGUUGGUGCUCUUCUAGGCUUGCUGAAUUUUUCUUGAGUUGUCCGACAUUUCCUGCCCUGGAAGUAGUUCUCUGGAAUGAUUUAUACCAAUGAGUGGGCACACAUGAAGAAAAAUGAGACAAUGUUGAUCUUUCUUUUAUUAGUACAUAUGUGACAAAGCACUGAACAUUAUGAGACCAAUUUGGAAGCCAUGUUCAUGUUAAGGACCUCCAUGCUGACAAUGUUGCACAUAUGGCCCUUGCAGCAGUAAACAAUCUGUAUAUAGAGGCAGGAUUUCUAAAGCAGGGGCAUAAAAGAGCACAUGCUAUACAGUGUUUCCUGGCAGCCAGUUGGUCUAUCCAAUGGUUUGUGCAUCUAACAUUUGGCCUGUAAUAUGAAUGCCAUUUAGUGUGCACCAGAGGCAUUUACUGUUCUUACUGUAGCAAUGCGCACAUGUUCAUGCAGUCAUUCCUUCUGAAUGGUGUCUUGUCAUAUUAGUGAGCGAUCAUUUAUAAGGGGGCAGCACUGUGUAUUUACGGUGCAGCAUUUUCCUUUUAGGAUUUUUUUUCUCUUGAUCGUAUGUGGUAAUGUUUUUGUAAAUAGAACGCUCUUCAUUUUCUACCAAGUCAAACAAGUCCAUGUAUAUUUGCCGUGGAGUUGUCUUGCCUUAAUAAUCCUGACCAACAUCCAGUUUUCAUGGUAGCUAACACUGCUUUUGAUAAAUUCAGAGCCAAUGCUGCAGAAUCUGUACUUAGUGGAUGCUUGUCCUUGGAUGCAUCCUCUCAUUCCUUUUUUUUGUGACCAGUAUUACGAGUGCAGUUUAUAUGCUGUCAAGUAUUUCUGGGGAGUAUAAAAUGCCUCUAAGUAUCUUGUUUAAGUCUCAUCUGGCUGUAACUACAUGGCAAAUGGUUCUUGAAGGGUUUUAUUCAGUGUUUUUGCUUCUGUUUAAGCCAGGGCCUGUUCAGCCUUGGGCAAUCUUACACCGAAUUACAUACAUGUCAUGAUUCGGUGUAAUCUUACAAUGUUAUGCCUUAUGAAAUGCUUAGAAUUAGAGGUUGCACACUUACAGAUGCCUCUCUUCAAAUGCAAUUGGCUACAAUUUAAACGGACGGAUGGAAUAUUACAGCAUGCAGAAGCUGUAUAACUGGCGAUAUCUAUUUCCUAUCUGAAAGUCAUAGAUAAAAAGAAUCCCAAGAACUUACUAAACCAUGGCAGGCAUGUGAAAUCAACCUGUAUUUCACAAAACUGUAAGUUGCAAAACCAGGAAAGAAAAAUAUAGGAAUUGUACACUUUUUCACCUUCUGAUAUUCUUUACUUGACCACCACAUUCUCUGUCUUCUAUUGCACUGAACUUUGCAUUUAUUUAGUAAUUGUUAUGAAACAAUUGCUAUUUAAAGAACCCGUUCCCAUAUCAUAGGAUGGUGUGCAUCAUCUAAUGCUGUAGCUGUCAUGUAAUUCAAAGGUACUUGACUGGAUAUGUGCCAUAUAUUGGUAACAUUUUCACUAACAGUGCAUUAUGAGUAGAUCAAUAGAACUGGCACAAACCAUUGCUGCUAACAAAUUUUACUGUGAAUCCAAAGAACUUUUUGCGCAUGUAAACUGGAACUCAUACCAAUAAGAAACUGUCCCUUUCUACAUAUGUGAAUAUAAUACAGUUUGUUUUGUUUCAGUAUAGUCAGUCAUACAUGUACAUAAUUUACAAGGUAUGACAAUUUUGGUGCGAAUAUCUGUAUAUGAUCGUGCAUGUGUCAGCAGCUGCUUGCAUGAAAGGCUUCUCAUUGGAGAUAACAAGCUGGGCACAACCUAAAAUUGAAGGUAGACUUUUUUAAAGGAUAGGGGAUAAGAUGUCUGAUCGUGAGGGUCCUGCAACUGGGACCCCUGCAAUCUCUGUGCAGCACCCAGUGUUCGUUUAGAAUGCUGGGUGCCAGCGGCGGGGGUCGUAACGUCACGACCACGCCCCCUUGUGACAUCACACCACACACCCUCAAUGCAAGUCUAUGGGAGGGGCAUGUCAUGAUGGGCGUAGUUGUGACGUCACGACCCCCGCCGCCUGCUCCAAGCAUUUGGAGCAAAAUGUUCCGAACGAUGGGGCAGCGGAGUACCCCUUUAUUUUAAAUCAACUGGUGCCAGAAAGUUACAGAUUUGUAAACUACUUCUAUUUUAAAGUCUUAAUCCUUCCAGAACUUAUCAGCUGCUCUAUACCACAGAAGAAGUUCUUAUCUUUUUGAAUUUCUUUUCUGUCUGACCACAGUGCUCUCUGCUGACACUUCUGUCCAUUUCAGGAACUGUCCAGAGUAGGAGAAAAUCCCCAUAGAAAACCUAUCCUGCUCUGGACAGUUCCUGACAUGGACAGAGGUGUCAGCAGAGAGCACUGUGAUCAGGCAGAAAGGAAAUAAAAAAAGAAGAUAACUUCUUGUGGAACAUACAGCAGCUGAUAAGUACUGGAAGGAUUAAGAUUUUUAAAUAGAAAUAAUCUUCAAAUCUGUUUUAAAUUUAUGGUGCCAUUGGAGUACCCCUUUAAGCUCAUACAGUAAAUAUUUGUAAAAAGAUUUUUAACUAUUUCAAAGAAAAAAAAUCCAGUUCUGCGAAUUCAUAGAUUUUAUAGUCUGUUUGCAGGAUGCUUUAACAUGCCAUAUCACAUUGUGGAACUCCAUACAGUGUCUUAUUGAUGACUAAAAAGUAGGUAGCGCUGUAUUAAAUUGAACAAAAUUGCACUUGCCCCUUAUCCCCAUUUAAAAUUGUGAAACUGGUCUAAACUGUGGGCCUAUUGCAUUGAGUUGUGAUAAAAUAAACACCAUAAAUGUUUGCACUUAACAUUAUUAUUGUGGCACUUGUUUGGACAUUAUGCCUCAGAUGUUGAAGAGGUUGUCUGGCACCAGAAAAAUAUUUUAAAUGAGGUAUGAUUGGCAUAAAAAAAAUCACCUACUGCUCUUCAGGUGCCUGGUCCUCGUCUUCUUGGGUAAUCACUAGCAAAGUUGGGUGUCCCCUUUUGUUGUGGUUAUGGACAAGGAAACCCUGGGUCAGUGCACCUUCAGAACAGAAAUACCAGGUGAUUUUGCAGGAUGAGCGUAAAUAUGUCCAAUAUUAUCUUAUAAAAAAAAUUAAGCCAGCAGAAGCCCUCAAGGAAAAAAGUUAGCACAACGUCUAUAAAUAAUUUGGUUUUAGAUACUUAAUAUUACGAUAUACCCAGGGGCCUUGUUGCCACUUAAAGGAAACAUGGUCUCUGAAUAUUCGCUAUGGACUAGUUUGCCGUUUUCUAAGACAGUUUCCUAUGCUGUAUGUGUAUUGCGUUGUUUUUCAUUGUCUGUUAAAAUUGUUCUACAGCAUAUUCAAGUAACAGUGACGUCAGAUGUCUAAACGUUUGGUACCUGUAUUAAAGGUUACACAGUGAUGUGUAACAAAGCAUGAAAUCCAUGUCAUGUUUAAACUUUCUUUUCAUUGCAUAUUCCAUUGUGUUUUAUGUUGUAUAUUUUGUUUCUGAUUUUGUUUUUAUUUUUCAACACUUUUACUACCUAUGGUGAUACAACCAAGCUUUUGCCCAGUCUCAGUUCGGGGUGAAGGUGUUCUAAGUAUAUUGCAAUAACAUUGGUUGGUACAGAUGGUAAAUAACAACAUAUUCAGUCAUUUCCUUUUGCUCUUUCUAGAGAUUCUCCAUUAUAAAAGGUGGAGGGAUAUGUAUAACAGUUAAGGAUUUCUACAUCUCAUAACAAAAUUAACAGCUUAAAGGGGUUGAUCACCAGUAGAGAUGAGCGAAGUUACAGUGAUUUGAUUUGUCACGAACGUCGCAGCUUGGCAGUUGCUGGGGAGUGGUGGAGAGUCUCCUAGGACUUUAUCCACAUUUUCCACCCCACCGGAGCAUCUGAAAGCUGAACUGAUUUAUGCAGGCUAAAGUCAGCAAACGCUGAGCGGAGACGUUCGUAUCAGAUCACUGUAACUUCGCUCAUCUCUAAUCACCAACUUCAAUAACAGAUUUCCUGAAAGGCCCUAAACUUUUGUGGCCCAUUCAUAUGUUAAGGCCCUCUAUCUUACCCUUGCUGCUCAAUAAGACCCACCUGGCUUCCUAUAUAUGGGCUUUAACAUUACAGAGCCUUGGUCUUCAUGUUCGUAGCUGAUGAUCAUGUGAUUAUUCCAUUGACUUCAAUGGAAGUGGGGGGGAAACGCACUAAAAAGAUGUGACCUGUUACUUAAUUAAUUCAAUGGGAGCUUUAGGUCCAUUUUUUUCCCACACUGCCCAGGGCUCAAAGAGAGGACACUUAUAGAGCCCAUGUAAACAUACUUUAAUAUGGUAAUAGAAUGUGGCCAACUCCCUAUAAAGCAAACAUGUCAGGUAGCUAAUGCUACCAUAACUGAAAGCAGGGUAUAAUAGGGGAAGAGAAGCUGAACUCUGUGACAUUAAAGGUUUACAUGGUUUUAAACAGAAUUUUUGAGAAAAGCAAAACAAUAUUCUAACAGGACUAUCUGCUUACCCCAUCCACGUUCAGUAAAUGAGUUAUCCCUGUAUCAGUGUAUACGUCAAGCCGUCUGUGUGGGCAGUGUAAUUGGGACUCUCCCUGUCGCUGCUAGCAGUGCAGUCCGGCUUUACUUUGCUUAUUACACAGGAAUAAGGCACCAAAUCACUGUGCUUCACUUACCGUAUUUCUUUCUACCAUAUUCUGCCGACAGUUUAGCUUGUAAUGUUCAUGCGCCACCAUUUGUCAGAAAAUCCACUUUAAAUGUAUAUAGACAGCCAUUUAGAGGGGUAUUCCAGCUUUAGCAAAGAAGUUGUAAAAAUAUACAAGGUUCUAAUAUAUAUAUAUUCUGAUAUAUAUCCUGUUUAAAUUAGUCACAGUUUUAUCUACAUGCAGUCAUACAGUAUGAAGGGGCUUCGGGACUAUUUGAUGGGAUGUUUACCCCUCUAGCAUCAUGUUUGCAUCUCUAUUCUAAAUUGUACAAUAGAUUGUUAGCUGGGUAGGGGAUAGUUUAGCAAUAUAAUGCUUAUUUUAUUUAAGAAUCCAGGGUUUUUUAUUACAUUAAAAUGCACUUUUGACCAGAUAGUGUAUUACCCAUCAAAACAAAUAUACUAAACUGAAGUUCUCAUUGCUGAAAAGGAUUCUUAAGUUUAAAGUGUUACUUGCAAAUCUCAUAAUAUGAAUGUUCACUUGUUCCUAAAUUAAUGUCAUUAGUCUAGUAGGAGAAAAAUGCUGCUUCUUUUGGAGCAAAAACAGCACCACUCCUGUCCACAGGCUGUGUGUAGUAAUGCAGCUCAGUCCCUUUCACUUCGAUGGAGCUAAGCUUCAAUACCAAACAUACGGUAACUGUCUAAUUGUUUAGGCUAUGUUCACAUAGGUGUUGGGACUCUAUUAGUAGACAGUCCUUUUUCUGUCAAAACGUCAAGAUUCCAGUGGGCCUUUUGGGCAUUUCUGGUGUCCAUUUCUUACAUUCUGAUUCCCACAAGCUCUCAUUUAAAAAAAAAAUGUUGUUUAAUACUUAAAUAGUUAACAUUGUGGAGUCACUGAUGAAGUUUGUAUUAGGGAGAAUCUGUAGCCCUAGCCAGUAACACCCAUUUCAGAUAACACAAUACAUUUGGUCCAUGGCAAUAUUAAAGCUACCAGAUGCAUUACAAACCCAAAACUGGGACUUUUGAUGGUUUAGUUGAACUGCGCUUAGAUCUUCAUAGUACCCUUCGAUGAUCGGCCGUCUUGCUCUUUGGUGAGUUUAGGUCCUGCAACCAUACUACUGAAGACAAAUUAGGCCAUUUUGUGGCCUCUCUUCCUUAAAUAACAAUGUGUCACUUUUUGAGAAAAUAGAUUUUACUGAUGUGUAGUUCUCCUUCUAAAAUACACACACUUUGUGACCACAGCAUGGAAGUUACACAUUAGAAUGCCAGGCAAACCAAUAUAAAACUGCUUACAUGGUGAACUACUUCUAAACAAACACACAGCGAAAAAAAAAAUUCUCCUGAUGGUUUCCUCUGUGCUCCAAAAGCUUGAAAAUAGAUUUUUUCUGUCUACCCAAUAAAUGCUACACUAUUAACAAUAUUUGUCUUGUUUGACACAAAAGUAUUUACUAUCAUUUGCAGCAAAAUGUAUAGUUUUAUAGCAGCGUCUAGGGGCCACCAAAAUACUUUGUCAUACUCGUACAACCUUGUGAUUUCAUUUAUUUUGUUAGUAUGGUUCACACAUUUGCAGAUUUUCCCCAAAUUACAAUGCAACUUUUUUUUAAACUGUCACUAUCCUUUCAGCAUACUUUGAUGAUAAACUGGAGUGUGAACAAGAUUAAGUAUUUCUGGCCAAUAUAUUACUUCUUUAAAGCUUGGUUACCCAGGUUUCCCACUCUGCAGAUUUCCUCUCUGAUUUUCAGUUGUUCCUGAACUAGUGAGUGUGUAGCCUAGCCUCUGGUGUUUCCUAUACGCUGAUAAUCCACAGAAGAUGUGAUGCCACUCCCCUAGAUCUAUAUAGCACAUACUCAGAAGCAGUAGCAGCAUCGGGGACAUUAUAGAGCGGUAUGAACUAUAAAUCAAGCACUGAGGGGAGAUUCUUUGUCUGUGUCAGGCCACCCCUUUCUCUUUCUAUGGGCAGCUGUAACCUGAUACUGUCUGAGUAAUUAAAGCAGAGUGUAUAAAUAGGAAGGGAGAAGAGGAGAGGAGCCUAAGAAGUGGGGAAAGGAAUUUUAAUACAAAGGCAGUUCAAUAUAUAUGUCUUAGUUUCCCUUUGUUGCCACUUAUUCUGUUUUGUUCUUCUUUAGAAAAAAAAAACCUGUAACUACUGUAAGUGAAAGUGACCUAAAAAUGUAUAUGUUUGUUUGCCUAAUGCACAUUAUGCCAUUUCCUGUUCACCUCCAUAUUAGAGACUUAAAUGGUUUGUCUGUAAUACUCCCCUGAACGGCAGCUUCAAAACAAUAAACCUUGACUUGCCAAUCUCCUUUCCCCUGGUGCUGCUGGACUUGCCAUCCUGUCCUCCAUCCCUGGACUUCUUCCUGCUUUUGAGGGUCAAGACGUCACACCACCGCACAGCGGCAGUGUCAUGUGUUAAGUCUGGACACCAGGAAAAAGCUGAGGCCAGGGUACUCCGGCUCAGCAGCCUAUAGCCGGCUCUAUCAGGACUUUGCUGUGACUGGCUAUUAGCUGAAUGACAAUGUUAAAUGUGGACCUCCAUAAGCGGGAAAAAGACCAGGGCCGGAGGAUGGGACAGCAAUUCCGGCAGCAUCGGGGGACUGGCAGUAGGUAGGUCAAGGUUUAUUCUUUUAAUGCUGGCAUUCUGGGGAUUAUAAAUUAGAGUACCCCAUUUAAGAGUUAGAAAUUAUCCUCAGUAGCUCAGCCCCUUUUUACUGAUAAAGAGAUGCAUUUGAACAACAGGGUUUCUAUUUUAUUCUAAUCCAGGCAACCUUUAACUUUUUUAUAAAUAAUAUUUUUAGUCUGCUGAAUGCCCUAUUUGUGUUUUCUCUUAGGUAUGUAAAUGUAUUUUUGUUUAUCGUCGCUACAAAAUUUGGAUUGGUAAAUCUGUGUACAGGUAACAAGUAAGUGCUCUGUAAAACUCUCAGUAGUUAUCUGUAUGUUCUUUUAAAAUCGGUAGCACUCAUUCCAUUUGCAUUUAAUAUUGUUUGUCUAAUGCAACAUUUUCCUGUAUCAUAUAUGCCUUUUUUGUGUUAACACUAGACGGAGGAAAGAGAAUCUGUUUGUACGGACUUAAUCCUCUUCUUUUCUCUCUAGUGUGAAAUGUUCUGUGCUUAUUUUGUUACUGUUCGGAACCUGACCAUAUUGUGAAGACUUUGUAAUGUGGUACAGGUUUUAACAUGCAAAGAAUAUGGUAAACUAUAGCUAAAUAUUUGUAAUACGGAUAAUGUACAUUUUCUAAUUUAUUUCUGUUAAUAUGAUUAAAGUUUACUGAAUGUACAGAAAAUAAUUAUUUAAUUUCAGGGCUAACCUAUAGGUUUAUAUUGAUCAAGCCUCUAUACAAUAAUAAAAACUUUGCAUGAGCAAUUGUUUUAUUCCUUUAUUGCUAUCUCAUGUUGCCUUUACAUUGCCUUCAAAAAUAAAAAAUAAAUUUCA